ACUUUUUAUUCUGCUAGAUCUUGCCUGUUAUGGUUUUGCAUCAAAAUCUAAUUUCUUAUCCUUUCCCUAAGAUUUUUUGACCGCUCCAUUUAUUUUUUAGACAAAUUUUUCCAAACAUAAGCAGAAGUCUUUCUACAAGCUGACAAAGUCACAUGCAUCAAUCAACACCACAACUUCUACUUUAAACCCUUCUUGUUAAUCUUUCCAAAUCUAGAUAAGAUUUACGUUUCUUGUUUGUCUUUUCAAGCUAAAUUCCACUAGACAAUCAAUCUUGAUAGUUGACAUGUAAGGUUAGAAUUCAUUGUAUUUGUAUUCAAUAAAACCCAAAUUCUUAUGCAUAAUUAGAAAGGUCAAAGUUGAUUUAACAGUAAUAUUCUCUCUUGUAAGUUGUAAUUAGCUGUUCAAGAAGGGCAGCUAGUUGAAGAUGAAGGGCUAGUUGAGGAAAUUUGUGCAUAUAGAAAGUGAAGCUACAAUGUUUCUCUAUGGCUUACCCUUUUGGGUACUUGUUCUUCUACUGCCUUUACUACUUGUAAUUAUUAGAAAGAUUAAAGUUCAAAGAGAAAACAACCAACUUCCACCAAGCCCUGCUAAACUUCCAAUUAUAGGAAACCUGCAUCAACUUAGAGGAUCGCCCCACCGAGCUUUCUGGCAACUUUCGAAGAAAUAUGGCCCUGUUAUGCUUCUCCAAUUUGGUAGUGUGCCUGCUGUUAUAAUAUCCUCAGCUGAAGCAGCAGAAGAGGCAUUAAAGAUUCAUGAUCUUUCUUGUUGCAGUAGACCUCCAUUAGCUGGUGCUGCAAGACUUUCAUACAAUUAUUUAGAUGUAGCUUUUUCACCAUAUGGUGAUUACUGGAGAGAGAUUAGGAGAAUAUGUGUUCUUGAGCUUUUUAGCACGAAAAGGGUGCAGUCGUUUCAGUUCGUUAGAGAAGAAGAAGUUGGUUUGCUGAUAAAUUCAAUCUCUCAGUCAUCCUCUUCUGCUACUCCUGUUGAUCUAACUGAGAAGUUCUUGACUCUUACUGCAAACAUAACAUUUAGGAUGGCUUUUGGAACGAGCUUCGGAGAAACUGAUUUCCACAAGGAUAGAUUUAAAAAACUAAUUGACGAUGCACAGGCCUUGUUAGGAAGCUUUUCUGCAAAUGAAUUCUUUCCAUAUGUUGGUUGGAUUAUCGACAGGAUUAGUGGCUAUCAUGCAAGGACAGAAAAUGUUUUCUGUCAGCUAGAUACUUUCUUCCAAUGGAUAAUUGAUGAUCAUCUUAAACUUGGAAGGACAGACAAAGGGCAGGAAGACAUUAUUGAUGUGCUCCUGCGAAUAGAGAGGGAGAAAACUGGAGUUGGUUCAGUUCAGCUCACAAAAGAUCACAUCAAAGCAGUUCUCAUGGAUUUAUUUUUGGCUGGAGUAAACACUGGUGCAGUUACACUUAUCUGGGCUAUGGCUGAGCUUGCUAGGAGUCCAAGAGUGAUGAAGAAAGCACAAGAAGAAGUUCGAAACGUUAUAAGAAAUAAAGAAAGAGUCUUGGAAAGUGAUGUUGAUGAGCUUUAUUAUAUCAAGAUGGUAAUAAAGGAAACUUUGAGAUUGCACCCUCCUGCUCCAUUGCUACUUCCAAGAGAAGCUAUCUCGAAUUUUAAAAUCAAUGGUUACAGAAUUCAUCCAAAAACACUAAUCCAAGUAAAUGUUUGGGCAAUCGGACGAGAUCCCAACUACUGGAAGAACCCAGAAGAAUUCUUCCCUGAAAGAUUUGUGGAUAGCUCCAUUGAUUUUAAAGGACAAAAUUUUGAGUUUCUGCCAUUUGGAGCUGGUAGAAGAGGUUGUCCUGCACUGUAUAUGGGAACUAUAUUAGUGGAGCUUGUAAUUGCAAAUUUAUUAUAUUGUUUUGAUUGGAGACUACCAAAUGGAGAAGAAAAUAUCAACAUGGAAGAGCAAGCUGGUCCUAGUCUUACCGUAUCUAAAAAGGAAGCUGUCAAACUUGUUCCUUCCAGUUAAAAGAAAGAAGGAAGACAGAAAACAAAAUAAGCAGCUCCCACCUGGUCCUCCUAAGCUUCCAAUUUUAGGCAACUUGCACCAACUUGGUGAAUUGCUUCACCAAUCUUACUGGAAGCUGUCCAAGAAAUAUGGUCCUGUUAUGCUCCUUCAACUUGGUAAUAUCCCAAAUGUUGUAAUCUCCUCUGCUGAGGCAGCAAGAGAGGUCUUAAAAGUUAAUGAUCUUGCUUGUUGCAGCAGACCUCAGUUAGCAGGUGCUGGCAGACUCUCUUAUAAUUAUUUAGAUGUGGGUUUAACACCAUAUGGUGAUCACUGGAGAAACAUGAAAAAACUAAUUGUCUUACAGCUUUUUAGCUUGAAGAGAGUGCAGUCUUUUCGGUCCCUUAGGGAAGAAGAAGUUGAAUUGUUCAUCAGUUCAAUCUCCAAUUCAGCAGCUUCUGAAACUCCCAUUAAUCUUACAG
Molecule: messenger RNA, 2436 nt
Organism: Jatropha curcas
Lineage: Eukaryota; Viridiplantae; Streptophyta; Magnoliopsida; Malpighiales; Euphorbiaceae
Source: RefSeq, a predicted model, not a curated record